CAGCUACCUCCAAAUUACAUAAGCGGCAUAUGCUGUCUUCUAGGUGGUAAUUGGUUCUUUGUUUGGAGUGUGGCCCUAAGAACAGCGCUAACGGGUGCAGUUCCGUCACUCCAAUCCAGGUGGAAUCGCAGCAGGUAGCCCCACUAAUAUAACUUGGUACUAAAGCAAUAACGUUCUGCAGUUGCGCCUUGCCGUGAGGUACCGACUGGAUUGUCCCGGCAAUAGUAGGUGGCAUAAGUACCUUGUACCCAGGUACACGGCCCAACUUACACCACAUGCAUUCUUGGAUGGGGAUACCACUACCACUGGUCAGUGGCUGCUCUUAAUUCUUUGCUCCCCUCCCAAACUCUCAAAAACCGACUACAAACGACGGACGAACUUCCCACCUUUUUUUCUUACUAGAUAUUCUUCUCAUACAUACACCACCGAAAAGCUCGCGCGCAACUUGCGAUAUAUGCCAACCAAAAUCUGUCUCUUGAGAUUCGUUCGUUCCAUCGAGGCAACCUUGUCAAAAUGAACCCUCACCAGAAGAACAAGAUUGACGUCAAGUCGCUCACCCCCGACGAGCAGCGCCUGUUCCGUCUAUACGGCAAGCUGCCCUCGAAGUCCGAUCACUUCGCCAAGCACCUGAAAGAGCGCAAGUACUUCGACAGCGGCGACUAUGCUAUGUCCAAAGCCGGCAAGGGCGACAGUGUCGACGCAGGCAGCGUCGGUAGCCAGCACCCCGUGCCCGAAAACAUUCCGCACCUAACCUCGCCCAACGGCCAGAACGGCGGCAGCGCCGUCGGGCACCAGCACCACCCCGGCCUCCAACACAGCCACAGCAACAGCCAGCAGGUCACGGCCACCGGCAGCCCCGUCAAGGAGGGCAGCUUCCUGCAGCGCGAGACGAGCGCUGAGGGGGAUGAUGCCCCGGGCAAGGAUGCCGCUGAGCAGAACAAAGCUGUGCCCGCGGCUUCCCCGACCUCGGAGAAUGCCGAGAAUAAGGGUAUCCCGAUCCGAGGAUAGGAUGUCGAGACGCUGCUCUGUAGAAAGAGAAGGAAAUUAGGAUAAAGGGAAUGGAGGGCGUGAGCGAGGACCGUUACGAUGGCGUCUCCCGUGGAUAUGGUCUUGCCUUACCUGAUUACAGUCGAUUCUGAGUUCUACUAGGGUGCGGCUACGCAUGCAUCUUCGUCUUGCGUUCUCGCACUGCUGCUUGCGCAAGGGGGGAGGAAGGGGAGGAGUUCGUACGAGGUGACAGUGGUCCCCUUCACGAUAGUUAUGAGGACUAAUCAGUCUUUUCGUUUUACCGAGGCGUUCAGGGACGGCUAAUGGUACCGGCAAGGGAAUUCUUUUUUCGCAGUUACCAAAAAAAUGUUACGGGACGACGUUGCUUCUUCAUCGUCUUUUCUGCUGAUCUGAGAACUCUCGUUAAGACCCCUUGGUUCUUAAGUUUUUUCACGACGGCUUUUCAUCGUACAUUUUCAGUUGCUGCUUUUUUCAUUGUUAAGAAACUCCCAAUUCGCGAAUGCACACAGGAUUCGGCAUUGCUACGGUGUCAGUGUCAGUGUCAGAUUAGGUAGUUGAUUCGACGACCGGAGUUCGUCUCGGAAAAUAUGAGGCCUUAGUGCUGUGUUCGCCAACGCUUGCUAACAC
Messenger RNA from Annulohypoxylon truncatum, 1635 nucleotides. RefSeq names its product Endosulfine-domain-containing protein. Gene Ontology annotation, molecular function: protein phosphatase inhibitor activity. The coding region runs from base 514 to 1008 and encodes 164 amino acids. The record is from RefSeq and is a predicted model, not a curated record. Gene Ontology annotation, cellular component: cytoplasm. The transcript has 2 exons. Lineage: Eukaryota; Fungi; Ascomycota; Sordariomycetes; Xylariales; Hypoxylaceae.